Aspergillus nidulans FGSC A4 is the source of this 3072-nucleotide messenger RNA. Its product is annotated as protein lacF. NCBI's taxonomy places the organism in Eukaryota, Fungi, Ascomycota, Eurotiomycetes, Eurotiales, Aspergillaceae. The record is from RefSeq and is a predicted model, not a curated record. Gene Ontology annotation, molecular function: beta-galactosidase activity; hydrolase activity, hydrolyzing O-glycosyl compounds; carbohydrate binding. The transcript is spliced from 2 exons. Bases 1 to 3072 code for a protein of 1023 amino acids. Gene Ontology annotation, biological process: carbohydrate metabolic process. Gene Ontology annotation, cellular component: beta-galactosidase complex.
AUGGCCUCACUUUCAGCGGUCUCGGGCUGGCCAACUUAUCUACCUGACUGGUCCAAUCUCAAUGUAUUGCACCGCAACACUCUACCCCCUCGGGCACACUUCUACUCAUACCCAAAUGAGGAGGCAGCGCUCACAUUCAACCGCGAUGAGGGCCUUUUUCAGAGUCUGAACGGCACCUGGAAAUUUCACUACGAUGCCUCGCCAUUUGAAGCUCCUAUCUGGAACACGGCCAAUACUACGGAGUGGGAUGAUAUUAUCGUUCCUGGCGUGUGGCAGAUGCAGGGAUAUGGGCGCCCGCAAUAUACCAACAUCCACUAUCCAAUCCCUGUUACGCCGCCAAAUGUGUCGUAUAUGAACCCUACGGGCUCGUAUUGGCGGGAGUUUGACGUCCCCGCCGACUGGGAUGGGCAGCAGAUCCGCCUGCGAUACGAGGGCGUAGACAGCGCUUUUCAUGUUUGGGUUAAUGGCGAGGAGGUUGGCUACAGUCAGGGCAGCCGCAAUCCCAGCGAGUUCGACAUUACGGGUUACCUCUCGUCGGAAGGCACCAACACACUUGCUACGCGCGUAUACCAGUGGUCUGACGGCACGUAUCUCGAGGAUCAGGACCAAUGGUGGCUUUCUGGUAUCUUCAGGGAUGUGUACUUAGUGCCGUUUCCCAGCUCUGCGAUCACAGACUUCUUCAUUCAGCCUGAAGUCGAUGACGGAUUCGCUAGCGGCACGCUAAAGGUCAAUGUUACUAUCCAGGGCGAGCACGGGAACCUCAGCGUCAAGGUCUUGUCCCCAGGCGGCAACGUGGUUGACGAAUGGACUGGGUCUUCGUCCACCAUUUACUCCAAGGAUAUCAAGGGCGACGACUUUCUACUCUGGUCUGCGGAGACGCCGAACUUAUAUACUGUCCUGAUUGAGUUCAAUGGACGCACCAUCAGCCAAAAGGUCGGGUUCCGCCGAGUAGAAAUGAGUGGCUCCAAUUUCCUUGUGAAUGGCCAGCCGAUUAUCAUCUACGGUGUCAAUCGCCAUGAACAUAACUACACCUCUGGUCGAACAGUUCCCUACGAGUCGAUGCGCGCAGACUUGAUCCGAAUGAAGCAAUCCAACAUCAACGCGAUCCGCACAGCUCACUACCCUCAGCACCCGUCAUUCUACGACGUCGCUGACGAACUAGGGUUCUAUGUGAUAACCGAAGCGGAUCUUGAGUGCCACGGCUUCCGCGAUAUUGCAGGGUCUGAAGAGAACGCCGCGGCUUGGACCUCCGAUAACCCUGAGUGGACACAUGCAUACCUUGACAGGGCUGAGCAACUGGUUGAGCGUUACAAGAACCAUCCCUCCGUCAUCAUGUGGUCGCUCGGAAACGAAUGCCAGUACGGCCAGAACCAGGCUGCCAUGUACAAAUGGAUCAAAGAACGGGAUCCCUCACGGCUCGUCCACUAUGAACAGGACCACAAUGCUGAAACUGCCGAUAUAUACAGUCAGAUGUAUUCCUCACCCGAUACAAUGCUGGAGCAUAUGGCCAACCACACGGACAAGCCUCUCAUUCUAUGCGAGUUUGCACAUGCCAUGGGCAACGGUCCUGGUGGGCUGAAAGAAUACAUCGAGCUGUUCCGUUCACAUCCGCUUUCCCAAGGAGGACUAGUCUGGGAAUUCAACAAUCACGGCUUGCUGAAAAAGGAGGGCGACCUUGAAUACUAUGCCUACGGUGGCGACUUUGGCGAUGAGCCGAACGAUGCAGACUUCGUCAUGGACGGCCUAACCCUCUCAGACCAUACCCCGAUGCCCAGUCUUCUCGAAUACGCAAAGAUUAUCCAGCCCGUCUCGGUGAAUCUGACGGAUGACUCAAGCAGCAUGGUCAUAACAAACCACUAUGCCUUCGUCGAUCUCAGCGGUCUCGAUGUUUCUUGGCAUAUUGUCCAGGAUGGCGAAACCACAGAGGCCCAAGAGCUAGAUCUGCCUCCUGUUCCUGCCGGAGAAAGCCGCACUGUGGACUUGCCACUCGAUCCGUCAAGCCUUUCGAAAGAGACAUGGCUCACCAUCGAGUUCAAGCUCAAAGAAGACAAAGCUUGGGCAGUUAGGGGCCAUGUCGUCGCCUGGGACCAGCUAUAUUUUCCCGGCUCUUCUGCUUCUACUUCCUCAAGCAAGCGCUCCACUCCGAUCUCUCGCCAGACUUCGGGAGGCCUGGAAGUCAAACAAAACCAAACAAGCCUCCGAAUCAUAACCGGCACAUCAAUCUUUGGCUUCAACCUGAUACAAGGAAACGUCACUUGGGAAGCCAACGGCGCAAGCCUUUUCCAGCGCGGGCCCGAACUCUCCUUCAUCCGCGCCAUGACCCAAAACGAUGAAGGCCAAUCCGGCAACGAGGCCGAGUGGGACGACGCAUGGGUCGGCACGAUGCACACCCAAGUCCGCGAUGUCACCUGGCGGAGCUCCGACACUGAAGCAAUAGUGCACUUCAAAGUCCGCGUCGCGCCGCAAGUCCUCGAAUGGGGCGUCGAAGCAGACCUCAUCUACACGAUAUCCACAGAGGACUCUGUACCAACACUCCACAUCCACGCCACCGGCGAGUUCGUAGGAACGAACACCCCCUCUGUUGUCCCGCGCAUCGGCCUCCAAACCAUCCUCCCCUCGUCUUUCAACUUCGUUCGCUGGCUCGGCCGCGGCCCCGGCGAGAACUACAAGGACUCGAAGCAGGCAUGCCGAAUCGGCGAGUAUUCUGCAACAGUAGAAGAACUCUUCACGCACUACGACUACCCCCAGGAGAACGGCAACCGUGAAGACCUGCGAUGGCUACAGAUCUCGGACCCUGGCACCGGUGUCACUCUGGAUGCGCGGCGCGCGGACGCAAGCACAAAUCAGACUGCUGUUGAGGUCUUCAGCUUCACCGCGUCGCAGUAUAUGCCCAUUGACCUGAACAACGCGAAACACCCUUUCGACUUGAAGCCGCUGGAUAUGACGAUUCUUUGGCUCGACUAUGAUAACCAUGGCUUGGGUUCUGCGAGUGUGGGGCCCCAACCGUUUGAGCAGUAUCGGUGUAAGACGGAACCGUUUGAUUUCGCUUUUGAGCUUAGUCUUCUUUCCUGA